UUUGGUUUAUUAAGGAGUAGCUUUUGAUCAAAGGAAUCUGUGUUGCCCCAAAAAACAGUUUCUUCUUUUAAAACUAGAGCCCUCUGCAUAGUUAAAUUACUCAAACUCCGCCUUCCCUCCUCGCUCUGUGGAAGGGGAGGAAGGGAACUGUUGCAGGCCUGUUGCUAUGGGCACGCAGCAGCUGAGCUGUUCGUGUGGCUGGGAUCCUGCUGCAUCAGCUGCUGCACGAAAUUAAUUGAACUGGAGGAUGAAGUCCAACCUAAUGCAUUUGGUUCCCCCAGUGAGUAGGGACAGAAUAAUCUCCCAGUUUCCUAAGUGGUACACACCUGAAGCCUGUCUGCAGUUCAAAGAGCACUUCCAUGCACAGGUCAGGACUGCUUGUCAAUGGAGCACUGGAACACUUGGGCUGAAAAUAUCCAAAGUGGUUGUGGUAGGAGACCUGUAUGUUGGGAAAACCAGCCUUAUCAACAGAUUUUGUAAAGAUAAUUUUGAUCGAGACUACAAGGCAACCAUUGGAGUGGAUUUUGAAAUUGAACGUUUUGAAAUAAUUGGAGUACCAUACAAUCUCCAGAUAUGGGACACAGCAGGUCAGGAAAAGUUCAAGUGCAUUGCAUCUGCUUACUACCGAGGAGCAGAGGUUAUAAUAACUGUGUUUGAUCUGGCUGAUAUCCGAACUUUGGAUCACACCAAACAGUGGCUAGAAGAUGCAUUGAGGGAGAACGAGCCAGAUUCCAGCUUCAUCUUUCUGGUUGGAACAAAAAAAGAUUUGGUGUCAGAUGCUGUGUGUGAAAGGACUGAGCUGGAUGCCAUCCGCUUUGCCAAUGAGAUGCAGGCAGAGUACUGGUCCGUUUCAGCCAAAACAGGUGAAAAUGUCAAACAGUUCUUUUCCCGAGUUGCUGCCUUGGCCUUUGAACAGUCCAUGAUAAAAGAGCUGGAGAAUUCUGCUGGUCACAUGGCCCAAAUUGGAACAGGAAACCUCAUCAAACUGGAAAAGAACACAGUGGAAAUCCCAGAAGGCCACACUCAAAUCAGCCUGGGUUGCUGCUAACUGUCAACUGUUUCUGCAAGCACCAUGCUUCUCUGUAGUCCAGCACAGAGCACCUGCAACAACGAAAGCUCUCAAACCAGAAAUAGAAAGUUUUGCUUUUGGAAAUGAGGGAAGAAAAACUUAUCAAAAUUUUUUUUCUGAGAGUUCUCUUGCUGCUGUAGGCACAUUUGUGCAGGAUGGUACAAUAGUUACACAAACCUAUCUCUAUGUAGUGGAAACACGACAUCCUUAUAUUAAUGCAGGAAGACAUUACCGGUGCCAUGUGCUCACCUGUCUGCCAGAAACACUUGUAGUCAAAAGUUAUGUAAUUUCAGUGUGAUGUUCUUUGAUAAUUCUCUAGAGGUCUCAGUGUAGCCAAAUUCUCAUGGGGGCGGAAAACAAAUGACCGUUCAGAAUAAAGGGUGCUAUAUAUAUGUUUUCGCCCUUUAAGAUCAUAGUAUAAAACAACUCUGACUUGCUUUUAUGCAUUCCAGAUAUUUAAAAACUGUUCCAAGGGAAAUAUUUCUGAAUAACAGGUAUGCAAGUAUGCUAAUGCAGACUGCAUAGUUUUCACCGUGCUUUCUCCAUCCAGGAAAAAUCUGUAUUAUUUUUCAUUUUCCACUUGAGAAUCAGAGCCCAGUAUUUAAAUAUUUCCAAGUCUAGGUGAAGUCCAGGUAGGAACUUGUUUGUUUUAUCCCAACUGUCUAAUCUUUUGAAAAAUGUUACCAGAUAAGAAUGCUAUUCUUUUCGACUCUCUUGACUAAGAAAGCAUGGCCACAUAGUUGUAUGGCAUAGAAAAAACAGAUUUAAUGCAUUCCAUCUUUCAAAGAGGAUGCAGAAUCCUUCUCUGGGUUGAUCUUCAUGAAUAUUGUCUACAUUGCAGUUCUACUUUGUUGCUAAGAGUAAUGACACUUUCAGUUUAUUCAAAAUGGGUGGUUUUGUUUGUAGUAAAGUAACAUGAUUCUGGAACCAUACACAGUCUCAGUCAGGAAUUUGUUCAUCCCUGUGUGUGGUAGGAACUCUGAGCUGGUAAGGUUAGUUUCAAUAUAGCUGCUAAACUCUUAGUCACUCUACCUGCUUUUACUGGACAAGAUGAUUUGAUCGCUAGAUGCUGGGAGCAAUUUGCUCUACUACUUAACAGAAACAGUAGUAGUAGAGAAAUAGUUUUGCCAUUUUGUGAAAAGACUUGCAAGUGUGUGUAGAUUUAGAUAUAAUCAGAAAAGUAAGAAAAAUUGAGUUGAGAUAAAGACAGUUUAAGUAAAGCAAAAGCUUCACAGACAAGCAAAGCUAAACAAGGAAUUAAUUCACUACUUCACAUUGGCAGGCAGGUGUUUUGCCAUCUCCAGGAAAGCAGGACUCCAUCACGCAUGAUGGUGACUUAGGAACAGAAAAUCUAUAACUCUGGAUGUCCCUUCCUUCCUCUUUCUUCCCCCAAAAUAUAUACUGAGCAUGAUAUGGAAGAUCCCUUUGGCCAGCUGGGGUCAGCUCUCCCAGCUGUGCCCCCUCCCAGCCUCUUGUGCACCUGGCAUGAUGUGAGAAGCUAAAAAGUCCUUGACUGCUUAGGAACAACUAAAAUAUUAGUGUAUUUACAACACCAUUCUCUUUCUAAAUCCAAAACACAGCACUGUCCCAGCUACUAGGAGUGAAAUCUACUCCACCCUGGCCAAAACUAGGACAACAUCCUUUUUAUUACUUUUGGUUUCUUAUGGUGUAAGUUAGAACAGCUUCAUAGAAUGUGAGGAAUACAGAUUUAGGAACUCCAUGUCCUUUUUUUUAAUCAGACAAUCUUCAUUGUGGCAAGUGUACCAAUUCUGUUGGCAAAGAUGCAAAUGUAGCAUUUGGUGGAGAAAAUGAAUAUGUGUGGGUAUGUAAGAAGUUAUUUAUCCAAACGUGUAAUAUUUUGACCUUAUGAUGUUCUAUGUAUUUGUUCAUCUCCCAAAUCUGUUUUACAAGGAUGACGAAUAUACCCUCCACUUUUACCAUGUGCUGCACCAAGUGGGCUGCAUAGCCAUGGUCUUCAUGUUUACUGAGUCUGAGUGGAAAACAUGGUUCAUUGUACUGCAGCAGGUCAUGUUGUCUAGGCCAGGUGCUGGGUUUCAGUGCAGCCCUGUUGUUAGUGGUUACAGUUGCAAAAUGACUCAGUUACAAAUCUAAGAAAGGAUCAGGAUUCCAGGUUUGGUCUUUUCCCUGAAAAAAUAUAUCUCCUAAGUGGGUGGUGGUGGUGGUGUUGUUGAGCUCAAUUAUUGUACAAAAUCACAGAGAUACAUUCUCUGCAGCAAUACAGUCAUGUUGCUUGGAAAUCAACUGGGACAGUUUUUUCUAGUGAUUCAGUACAUUGCUUGAUAUCAUUACUGGUUUGUAUCUUCUGGAGCUCCAAAAACUUCAUGUACAAAUGUAAUACGCUUUCAGUCAUUAACUAUCACUUGUCAAGGGUCUGACUCCAUUUCUUUUGUGAUGAAUGCUUUGAGAAUGGGGGUUUUUUGGUUGGUUCAUUGAUUUUAGGGGUGUUUUUUAGCCCUGUUGAGACUUCUCCUGCAAAGAACUCAGUAUUAAUAAUUGAUCAUCUAAAAUGAAUCUUGGAUCAUGUUGCAAAUAAUGAAUUGCUUAGAAAAGCACAAAGGAAACUAACUUUGGUGGAAAAAUAAACAUAAAUUUGCAAGUUCUUAAA
Columba livia (rock pigeon) is the source of this 3695-nucleotide messenger RNA. It is a transcript of the gene RAB36, whose product is annotated as RAB36, member RAS oncogene family. Bases 248 to 1048 code for a protein of 266 amino acids. The transcript has 11 exons. The record is from RefSeq and is a predicted model, not a curated record. Gene Ontology annotation, molecular function: GTPase activity; GTP binding. NCBI's taxonomy places the organism in Eukaryota, Metazoa, Chordata, Aves, Columbiformes, Columbidae. Gene Ontology annotation, biological process: vesicle-mediated transport.